UCGGCACAAGCAAAACAAGUGAAAAUUCAGACCGAAUAUAUCAAAAACUGUCCAAAUCUCAAAGUGAUAUCUUUUCUGGCUGUAGUUCUCGUUUAGUGAUUCUCGUGUUUAACUGGAAGUUGCGAUGCCCAAGCACACUCCGUACACUUGGCGAAUCCCGGACUUCCCCGGCGAUGGCAGCGAUGUGUCCUGGCAGGAUCCCACCCUGCUGGUCAUCUGCCAGAAGGCCGACGUGGACACGGCGAUCCAGCCGCUUCUGCGCUCCCUAAAGCAGCCCUUUGCACCUGGCCUGGUGGUCAGUGUCUUUGUGCACGAGACGAUGCGCGAGGGCUUCGUUGGGCGUGUGCGCGGCUCCAUGGAGCACAUGCACCGCCAGGCGGCCGGCCACGCCCACUACCGCCAGGCCCUCGAGAUGGUGGACUGCCUGCAGGCGGAAGUGGUCGGCAUGCUGACGCCGGACGACAUCCGCUUCCGGUACAAGAUGACCCAAGACUCGCCCAUGAUCGUGUGCGAGUUCGACCACAGUUUCUUCGGCGGAUCGAGACCCUGCUCUAUGGUGACGCUACACACCUUCCGCCACGCCUCCGAGUUGCCCGGCCUCCUGGCCAGGGAGCGGGUGCCGUUCGUAAGUGGUGCCGUCUGGGGCGCCAAAAUGGCCACCGUCUACGAGGCGGCCCUAUAUCUGGACCUCGUCGUCGUCUACAUCAACUGCCAGGGAAUUCCGCUCACUCCCGUCCAGGAGUUCCUCCAGGCAAAGCAGCCGCACGUGGUGCUGGCCAGGUACCACCACUUUGAGGUGAUUAUGCAUGCUGGCCAGCACCGGGUGAUCGUCUAUCCGGCCAAGGUCAUCUGGGAGCCACCAGUUCGAGCGUCGGCGGGAGCUCAGGACCAGCCAGCCUCGCUAGGUACCAAGGCCAUCACCCAUGGGGUGGCAAAGAGUAAAAAGCGGGGCCCCACCAAGUCUUGUCUCACAUCGUUAUCAAAAGUUUAAAUAAAGUGCAGAGUAAUGAAAGAGUUAA
Drosophila elegans is the source of this 1019-nucleotide messenger RNA. RefSeq lists its product as uncharacterized. The transcript has a single exon. NCBI's taxonomy places the organism in Eukaryota, Metazoa, Arthropoda, Insecta, Diptera, Drosophilidae. The record is from RefSeq and is a predicted model, not a curated record. Bases 125 to 991 code for a protein of 288 amino acids.